CUGCGAAUGUACGCCUCAAGUUAGGUGUACCUGUGGUUUGUUUUGGUUGACAAUUGCUGCAUGACUUGGGUAACCAUGGCGAUCCCUAUUGCCAUCUUGGACUGUGAUCUACUCUUACAUGGUAUAGGUCAUAAGACCCUGGACCGCUUUGACCUGGACUCUGUUUCAGACAGUUUCCUCCUCACACAAUUUGGAUUCCCCAGAGAGUUUAUUCUGUAUCUGGUGGAAUUACUCAGAGAGGCUCUCUGCAGACGUACCCAGCGGUCCAGAGCCAUCAGUCCUGAGGUCCAGGUGUUGGCUGCUUUGGGCUUUUACACAUCUGGCUCAUUCCAGACAUCUAUGGGAGAUACUAUAGGGAUCAGCCAGGCUUCAAUGUCAAGAUGUGUGUCCAAUGUGACCAAAGCCCUGGUGGAGAAAGCUCCUCAGUUCAUCAUGUUCAACAUGGAUCCCUCCAGCAGAGAGCAGUCCUUCCAGGAGUUUCAGAGAGUUGCAGGAUUUCCAGGAGUUCUGGGGGUGCUGGACUGUGUUCAGGUCGCCAUCAAAGCUCCAAACAGUGAAGACUCGUCGUAUGUGAACAAGAAGGGGUUUCACUCUGUGGGCUGCCAGCUUGUUUGUGACGCUCGAGGAUUGUUACUCAGCGCAGAAACCCACUGGCCAGGUGGCCUCAAAGACACUGAUGUUCUAGAGAGAUCUGCUCUCCACAAACAGCUGCAGGACACCGAGAAGGGCUGGCUGCUGGGUGACCGUCGUUAUCCUCUGAGGAAGUGGUUGAUGACGCCGGUGGACAGACCAGAUUCCCCUGCAGAGUUUCGAUACAAUCUGGCUCACACUGCUACACAUGAGAUAGUGGACAGAACCUUCAGAGCCAUCCAGACCAGAUUCAGAUGUUUAGAUGGCACCAAAGGAUAUCUACAGUAUUCUCCAGAGAGGAGUUCGUCCAUCCUGCUGGCCUGCUGUGUCCUCCACAACGCCUCCCUGCAGUCUGGAUUAGACGCCUGGACUCUGGAGAGGACAGACCCUCUGGAGCAGCCCGAGACCCUGGAACAGAGACCUGAAGACCGUGACAGCCAGGCGGAGGACCUCAGAAAACAGCUCAUACUCAAACACUUCAGCUGAAGUGCUGGCUGGGCCCAAGGACUCAAGUCAGCCAGUGUCACAGAUUUUAAUAGUAGUCAGAUCAAAAACAAACUCAAGUCAAGUUCCUGUUGAGGUUGAAGGGGAUCAAGACUAAGUCAAGACUGGGACCAGAGUAAUUUUUUUUUUUUUUUU
Molecule: messenger RNA, 1269 nt
Organism: Xiphias gladius (swordfish)
Lineage: Eukaryota; Metazoa; Chordata; Actinopteri; Istiophoriformes; Xiphiidae
Gene: harbi1
Product: harbinger transposase derived 1
Exons: 7
Coding region: 61-1116 (351 amino acids)
Source: RefSeq, a predicted model, not a curated record